GCAGCUACAGCUCAGACAGAGCGCAGCUCGCGGCAGCAUGAGCAGCUCCUGAAAACCUCUGAAGUUUCUUCUCAGAACCGUGGCUCCGGGAAACCCCGCCAUGUCCCCGCUGCAGCGCUCCGUCUACUGGCGCCUCUGCCUCCUCUACUUCUUCACUCCCUUUCUCUUUUUCCUCGACAUUUUUACAGCGGCGGUCGCAGCCGAAACGUGUCACCAUGACAACGGAACUGUUUCUCGGCGUGGCAGUUUGCCACCGACGAUAGAAAGCAACCAAUCAGAGCGCGAGGAAGUUUCAAAGGACGAAGCCGAUUGGACGACAGAUAGAGAGUCAGUGUGUGGCUGGACCAGCUGGUUGUCUUAUGGUCAGAAUGUCUACAUGAUGGGUCUGCUACUGGGAUCUCUGGUAGGAGGAGCAAUGUCAGACCGGUAUGGGAAGCGUCCGGUGCUGCUGGUGUGUGUGUGCAUGCACGCCGUGUGUGGCCUCGUGCCUGCUGUCCUUUCUCAGCCGCUCCUCUUCCUCACCAUCCGCUGCCUGACAGCAUUUUCCUGCUGCUGCAUCAGCAUCUGUGCCUUCAGUCUGGCCGUGGAGUGGACCCUCCCCGGCGCUCGGCUCUGGCCGCCCGCCGUCCUCCCGUUCUGCUUCAGCCUGGGAACGAUGGGCGGUGCUUCUCUGGCCUGGCUCAGCCCCUCCUGGACACUCCUGCACCUGUCACUGGCUCUACCCCAACUUGUGUGUCUGCCGCUCUACCUUUCAAUCCCAGAGUCUCCUCACUGGUUGCUGUUACAGAGGAAGAUGGAUGUUCUGGAGCAUUACCGUGGCAACAGUCCUAAAGAUAAACAGUAUCUGGAACUGCUGCUGGACUCAGCCUGGUCCGACCUACAGAAAAGCACCGAGGCCCAGAUGGAAACACUUGGAGCCCACGCUCCCAGUAGCAUCACCCACCUGAAGCAUCCAACCAUACUGCUGCGGCUGUUCAUCAUGAGCUACCUGAGUGCCACUUCCGCCUUGACGUAUUUUGGGAUUUGCAUGAACAUCGGCUCAUUUGGCGUCGGUGUCUACACCGCCCAGUUCUUCUCGGGUCUGUCGGAGGCUCCCUGUCUGCUCGUCCCACUGAUCCGUCUGGGACGUCGACCAAUCAGCAUGCUGGCUCUGUUUCUGAGUGGAACCGCCUGCUUCCUGUCCUUACUGAUGUCCAGAUACAACGGUGAACCGGUGCUGGUGAUGGCUCUGGCUCUGCUGGGGAAACUCUGCAUCCUGGCCGCCACCUUCAUCUCUAUUCUGUACAGCAUCGAGCUGUUCCCCACCGUGGUCAGACAGCGCUGCAUAUCACUGGUCAACUUGUCUUUCCGGCUUGGCUGUCUGGCCACGACCUUCAUGCCCUCCACCCCUGGCAGAGCGAUCUCAUUGGUUGCGAUGGUCGUGUACAGCAGUGGACCAAUCAUAGGCUGUGGUCUGUGCAUGCUGCUGCCGGAAACCAGCGGCAUCCCGCUUCCCGACUCACUGAAGGACUGCGAGAGGCAACACCAGCCCCACCCAUCCAGCACCGUCACCCUCUGGAGGCUGAAGAAACAAGUGGACAGCCAGAUAAAAAAAACGGAGAUCCUCCCUACAGAGAAGGUCAACGUUCAAACACCAAACACCAUUUCUGUAAGCUGCAGAGAUUUAAUCCUUUAAAUCAGACCGAAGCGAUCAAAACGGAUUUAAGUUCAUGUCUGCAGCUCCGAUGGUUCAUUUCCCUUCUGAGGAUGUUAGAGGAUUUAUGACUAGAGAAUAUGUGUUUUAGCCUGUUUGUUUUAUAAUUAUAUAUAUAUAUAUAUAUAUAUAUAUAUA
Molecule: messenger RNA, 1831 nt
Organism: Melanotaenia boesemani (Boeseman's rainbowfish)
Lineage: Eukaryota; Metazoa; Chordata; Actinopteri; Atheriniformes; Melanotaeniidae
Product: solute carrier family 22 member 13
Exons: 10
Coding region: 101-1675 (524 amino acids)
Biological process (GO): transmembrane transport
Cellular component (GO): membrane
Molecular function (GO): transmembrane transporter activity
Source: RefSeq, a predicted model, not a curated record